UCUCCUUUGGCGAUCACGAAGAUUGCGCUGGAAGCUUGGCGCAGCGACAAGUCAAUGGAGCGAGGAAGCUUUCGCGAGCGAGAAGGUCUGGAUGGAGCAGCAUUGUCAAACGACGCACAUUCUGGCGCUCACGAUCGCUCGCGUUCGCGAUUAAAAAAUUGGCGAUCCGGGGGCAAGUCCGUUGGAUCGGUGGCCAUGGCGGGCGUGCACGCAAAGAAGGCCUCGCGGGAAUAUCACCUCCACUUUGUGGCGAUUUUUCCAUUGCUUGGAAUCGGCUUGCGCGGCCUGGCACUGGCGUGGAUUGAUGCACUUCGAGCGAAUUCUUUUCCCGGAAGUUGUGAAGAAGAAUACUCUUCUUCUUCUUCGUCUUCCACUACUUGUAGCUCUUCUUCCACCAGUUCCAUCGCCUGGGAAUGGUUUUGGAGUAGAAGAAAGGAACUUGGAGCUCUCUUUAGAUGGGGCUACUGUUGCUGCUUCUCGUGGCGUUGAUCCAUGCAAACACGGGAGUUUGCUCCAAGGUAAGAACCUUGGAGGAACCGAGCGGAUCUCUCCAGCUCCACUCGUCUAGAAAAUGCACGAGCGAUGGAGCUUCAUGCGCUCAGGCAACCCGAGGUAGAACUUUGGAGGAAGAGAACAGACGUCCGAGCCGAGCGCUCCUCCAGGCAGCAGCAUCACCAACCAGGUGUAACAGCGAUGGAACCACUUGCCAGUUCCAAUGCGGCUCCGGCCGCGCGCUCCCAUCCUGCGCUUACGGCUUCGCUGGCGGUCUCACAGGCGGUGCCAAUGGAAGGUCCUACGUCGUCACCCGGCCCGACGACAAUCCCACGGAUCCACAAAAGGGAAGCCUGCGCUACGGAGUGAGCUUGAAUCCCAAGUCCGGUGGAGUGUGGAUAACUUUCUCCAAGACCAUGAUCAUCCAGCUCCGCGAGAUGCUGUGGAUCCGGAGCGACACCACCAUCGAUGGCCGCGGCAGCAACAUCACCAUCACCGGCCGCUCCAUCGUCCUCGCCGGCGUCACCAACGUCAUCCUCCACAACUUCCAGAUCAACAGCGUUCCAGAGACCGACACCGUGCACGUCUUCGCGGGAUCCAAGCGCAUCUGGAUCGACCACCUUACGAGCUUCUCCGGAUCGGAGGGCCUCGUCUCGGUCGUCCAGGGAUCCACCGACGUGACCAUCUCGAACUGCUACCUCUCCAACCGCGAUUUCAACAUGCUCCUCGGCGCCUCGGACAGCGAUCGCCAGGACAGCGUGAUGCGAGUGACCGUCUUUCGCAACUGGUUCCGCGAUUCCACGCAGAGGAUGCCGCACUGCCGAUUCGGCUACUGUCACGUCGUCAACAAUCUCUACUCCAACUGGGGAUACUACGCGCUGGGAGCUCGAGUGACCGCCACCAUCUUGAGCGAGUUCAACGUCUUUGUGGCCGGAUCCAAGAAGGAGGUGACGCCCUGGUUCGCUGGAGCGAACUCGGGAAAUCUGGACAUGACCGCGGUGAUCCAGUCGAAGAACGAUUCGCUCCGGAACGGGAGUACUUUCCACCAGUUUCUCCAGCGGCAAUCCAGAGCAGAUGAUCCGCCUUACAGGAAGAGCGCAUUCUAUCCGCCGCGAAGACCGACUAGAGAUCUUGCUGGAUACGUGCAACGCUGCGCCGGAGCGCUGUUUGGAUCCAGGCUUCGCAGAUGUAUCGCUAAGAGCUAGGAGAACCCCGGAACGAUGCAUGCCAGCCGCCCGAUUUC
Molecule: messenger RNA, 1735 nt
Organism: Selaginella moellendorffii
Lineage: Eukaryota; Viridiplantae; Streptophyta; Lycopodiopsida; Selaginellales; Selaginellaceae
Product: pectate lyase 1
Exons: 5
Coding region: 456-1697 (413 amino acids)
Molecular function (GO): pectate lyase activity
Source: RefSeq, a predicted model, not a curated record